This is a messenger RNA of Micropterus dolomieu (smallmouth bass), 1007 nucleotides long. RefSeq names its product carbonic anhydrase IV c (gene ca4c). Gene Ontology annotation, molecular function: carbonate dehydratase activity; zinc ion binding. Gene Ontology annotation, cellular component: plasma membrane. The record is from RefSeq and is a predicted model, not a curated record. The transcript is spliced from 7 exons. The coding region runs from base 1 to 846 and encodes 281 amino acids. NCBI's taxonomy places the organism in Eukaryota, Metazoa, Chordata, Actinopteri, Centrarchiformes, Centrarchidae.
AUGUUUAACAAUGACCUGCGAGACCCUAGCCACUGGGCAGCUCAGUUUCCCAGCUGUGGAGGAUUACGCCAAUCACCAAUUAAUAUUGUCACCAGCCAAGUGCACGUUGACAGUGCCCUGCAACCGUUCGACUUCAUCGGUCACACCAACACAUUCAACAUUACAGUGGAAAACAAAGGACACUCUGCUCACUUUGCUUUGCCGCAGUCAGUCCGACUGACUGGAGGAGCUCUGCCUGGUCACUACAGAGCUGCCCAGUUUCACUUCCACUGGGGAGGCAAUGGGAGACCAGGAUCAGAGCACACCAUUGACGGGGAGAGGUUCCCCAUGGAGCUACAUAUAGUUCACAUCAAGGAGCCGUACAGCUCUCUGGCAGAGGCAAAACAUGACAUGGCGGGUAUAGCUCUGCUUGCCUUCUUGUUUGAGGAAACAACAGAUGAUCAUCCUCAUUUGGACACAGUAAUAAAUGCUUUGGGCCGAGUACAAAACAAUGGCAACAGCACAGUGAUCCCAAACUUUCGUCUCAGUGACAUAAUCCCAUCAGCGGAGGAGCUCCACAGUUAUUACCGCUAUGUGGGCUCCAUGACAACUCCAGGAUGUGAACAGGCAGUCGCCUGGACGAUGUUUCACAAGACCCUGUCCAUCAGCAGUCGACAGCUGGAUGCAAUAGCUCAGCAGUGUCGAUUCUGGACAGGACAGCCUAUGACUGACAUCUUCAGACCUACGCAGCCUCUGGAUGGCAGAGUUGUGUACCGGUCCAAGGCGAGUGCAGCUCUGAAGAGUGUGAUCCACUUGUGGUUUGGUGUUUUCUCAGUUGUGCUCGGGACAGCGGGUCUCAUACACUGACUCAGAAGACACCUGAUUUAAGUGACAAAAUCUAGUACUGUAGAAUCAGAAGUAGAAUCAGAAGGAGCUUAACUGCCAAGUAGUGUUUUACACAUAUGAGGAAUUUGCUGUGGUGAUAAGGUGCUACACGUAGACAAACAUAUAGUCAACAUAAAUAAAUG